Molecule: messenger RNA, 5280 nt
Organism: Micropterus dolomieu (smallmouth bass)
Lineage: Eukaryota; Metazoa; Chordata; Actinopteri; Centrarchiformes; Centrarchidae
Gene: rrp12
Product: ribosomal RNA processing 12 homolog
Exons: 34
Coding region: 88-3957 (1289 amino acids)
Source: RefSeq, a predicted model, not a curated record
UACACCAGUGACGUCAUUUGGUAAGCGACAGGCUCAUCUGGAGCAGCACGGAGAGUUGGGGUAACGUGAUUAUUUUCAUCCCCGAAAAUGGUAAAAUCGGGGAAACUUCGCUCUGGGACAGGGUCGAAACUCAAACGGUGGAAGAAAGGACACAGUAGCGAUUCAAACCCGCAGACGAGUCGUUUUCGACAGGCCGCUAAAAGCCGCUUCUUCAGCCGACCCACCGGAAAGAGUGAUCUAACAGUUGAUGCUCUUAAGCUGCACAAUGAUCUGCAGGCAGGUCCGCUGGAGGUCAGUGCGGGCGGCCGUAAAGAUGCCUGUAUGGAAGAGGAGCCAGAUGAGGCGCUGUCAGAAAGGACCUCGGGUACCUUCCUCAGCGGCCUGUCGGACUGCUCCAACCUCACCUUCAGGAAGGUGCAGCGCUACUGGGAGUCCAACUCAGCUGCACACAAAGAGAUCUGUGCAGUGUUGGCAGCUGUUACUGAGGUGAUCCGUAGUCAGGGAGGGAAGGAGACUGAAACAGAGUACUUUGCUGCUUUGAUGACCACACUGGAGGUCGUAGAUUCAGCAGAGUCGCAGGCCGCAGUGGCGUAUCUGCUCAACCUUGUCAUGAAACGGGUUCCUGCUCCAGUGCUCGUUUCUAAGUUCUCGGACACCACCAAGGCUCUGAUGGAUGUCAUGUCUAAACAGGCCACGUCUGAGACCGCCUCGGCUCUUCGAUGGAUCCUGUCAUGCCUGGCCACUUUGUUAAGGAAGCAGGAUGCAUCGGUCUGGGCUUACCCGACUACUCUUCAGGCGUACCAUGGCCUUCUCAGCUUCACAGUGCACAGCAAGCCUAAGGUCCGUAAAGCAGCACAGCAAGGUGUUUGCUCCGUUCUCAGAGGUAGUGAAUUCCUGUUUAGAGAUAAUGCCCCAACCCAUCACCCCGCAGCAGCGACCACAGCCAAGUUCUGCAUCAAAGAAAUGGAGCAGGCAGGAGGCAGCAAAGAGGACACCACCACACUUCAUGUGUUGGGUCUCUUAAAGGAGUUGAUGGGGACAUUUCCUCUGGGAGCUGUCAAGUCCUGUUGUGAGACUCUGCUGCGAGUGAUGACACUCAGCCAUGUGCUGGUGACGGCGAGCGCCAUGCAGGCCUUUCAUAGGCUAUUUAGCGGGAAGCCAAAUGCUUCAACCCUCUCCCCAGAACUCAAUGCGCAGAUCAUCACGGCUCUGUAUGACUACCAGCCCAGUGAGAACGACCUGCAGCCUCUGCUGGCCUGGCUCGCUGUUAUGGAGAAAGCACAUGUUCACUUGGCAAAUUUGCAGAGUUCUCUGAGUUUAGGUCACCUCCCUCGCCUCUUCUCUGCUGCCACGUCCUGCCUGUUGUCGCCUCACGCACAGGUGGUUUCUGCGGCCACCAAUACACUAAAGACUUUGUUGACUGAAUGUGUUGGCCCUCGCAUGGAGGAAAUGGGCAUGAUCACUGCCACAGCCUCUGCAGGGAACCCCUCCUAUGUCUGCAAAAUGUUUCGUAUCAUAGAAGAAGGACUGUCUUAUCGCUUCCAUGCAUCCUGGCCCUUUGUGCUGCAGAUCCUGGGCUGCUUCUAUCGAGUUGCAGGGAAACAAGCUCACCUCAUCAUGGUCAAGUCCCUGCAGUCUCUGGCCGGCCUCCGAUCCACUCCUCAUUUCCCCUUCAGUGGUGAGUUGGACCUGGCUGUAGGAGGAGCUGUGGAGAGCAUGGGGCCUGAAGUUGUGCUGGGUGCCGUGCCUCUCAACAUAACUGGCUACGAGGAUGACUUGGAGUUCCCACGCAGCUGGCUGGUCCCAGUCAUACGCGAUCAUGUGAAGAACACUCACCUCAGUUUCUUUGCUUCUUAUUUCCUCCCUCUGGCCUCUACUCUCAAGCAGAGAGCUGAAGAGUUGGAGCAAGCAGGACAGAAACUUGAGGCCAAAGUCUACCAGACAUUACAGCUACAGAUCUGGACCAUGCUCCCUGGCUUCUGUACAUGUCCUGUGGACCUGCUGACAUCCUUCAAAGGCAUUGCCCGCGUUCUCGGUAUGACUGUAAAUGAACGGCCAGACCUGAGACUCAUAGUGUGCCAGGCUCUACGCACUAUUAUCAGCAAGAGCUGCUCCACUGAGGAAGAAAAGGCUGAAGUGGGUCGCUUCUCUAAGAACUUCCUGCCCAUCUUUUUCAACGUGUACAGCCAGCAGCCUGCAGCUGGGGAGUCGGGCACCUACAGGAUGGCUGUACUCGACACCAUCAAGGUCUACUUGACUGUCACCGAAACACAGAUGGUCUGCACGUUCCUGCAAAAAGCCUUAGACAGACUGAGCAGCACGGACACCACUGAGUUCACACGGCUGUCGAUGAUGGACCUUGUGGUUGCCAUGGCUCCCUCUGUAGAUGAGGUCACCAUGACUAAAACCUUUGAGCUGAUAAGGCCAUAUUUAGAGACCAAAGAGCCAGGCAUGCAGAAGAAGGCAUACCGUGUGCUGGAAGAGAUGUGCGGUGGAGAGAGUGAUGCGUGUAGGUCGUUUGUCGUCGCUAAUCUGGAAACGCUCAAAGCCGUCCUGCUCGAGACUCUGAAAAACGCCUCUUCACCAGCAAAGAGGCCGAGACUGAAGUGUCUGAUCCACAUCGUGAAAAGGCUCAGCGAAGAACACAAAGACUUUAUCACCGCACUGCUGCCAGAGGUGAUUAUCUGUACCAAGGAGGUGUCUGUCGGAGCUCGUAAAAAUGCCUACAAUCUGCUGGUGGAAAUAGGAAACGCAUUUGUCCGCUUCUGUGGGAACACAAAAGAUGCCAUGGAGCAGUAUUUGGUGGUGGUGUACGCAGGACUCACAGGCUCCGUCACCAUGAUCACCUGUACAGUGUUGGCACUAACUCGAAUUGUGUUUGAGUAUAAAGACGCUAUAGAGGUGUCCACUAUGGAGCAGCUGCUGCACAACAUUUGUCUGCUGCUGUCGUCCCGCACCAGAGAGAUAGUCAAAGCCGCCUUAGGCUUCAUCAAGGUCCUCCUCUUCAUCAUGGACCCGAAGACACUGGCAUCGCACGCCACUGUCAUGAUGGAGGGAGUUGGGAACAUCAAAGAUGAUGUGAGGAGACACUUCAGAACCAAGCUGAAGAACAUCUUCACUAAGUUCAUCAGAAAGUUUGGUUUUGAGUUGGUGAAGAGCAUGCUGCCUGCAGAACACCACAAAGUGCUUGCAAACAUCCGCAAGGCAGAGGCUCGCACCAAGAGGCGGAAACAGGCCGCAGAGCAGCAGGACGACUCUGAGAGCGAAGAGGAGGCACCUAAAAUAAAGAGCAAAAGUAUUGAGGACAUCCUUGCAGAGUCGGACAGUGAUUUAUCAGAGGAUGAGGGAAAGGCUGGUAAUGCUAAGAAGAAAGCAGGCAAACAGCAGAAAGGGCGGGCCUGGCUCAAAGAAGGAGAGGAAGAUGACCCACUUAACUUCCUGGAUUCCAAGGUUUCACAGAGAGUGCUAGCCACCAACCCAGCGCUGAAAAAGAGUGCCAAAGUUGAGCACGGCUUCAAGGUGACAUCAGAUGGGCGGCUGAUCAUCAGAGAGGAUGAAGAGGAGGAUGUAAAAGACAAAGAUGAGGGAGAGAUGAAAGAUAUCCUAGAAGAGGCUGGAGUCAAGAGUAAAAAGUUACAGAAAAGGAAGUUCCAAGAUGACAACUUUGAGGACAUGGACAUUGAACCCCAGCUAAAAUAUAAAGCUGGGGGCUCGGGUAUCCACAGGCCCCUGGGAGGAAGGGAAGGCAUCGGGGGAGACUAUAAGUCAAAGAAAGGAAAAGGAGAUGUGAAGAAAAAAGGAAAGCUUGAUCCUUACGCUUACGUCCCUCUGAAGAAGGCCCAGCUCAAUCGCAGGAAGCGUGCCAAACUGCAGGGCCAGUUCAAGGGCAUGGUGAGAGGAGCCCAGAAGGGGGCGCUGUCGGGAAGGAAAAUGCAGAAGAAAAAGGGAAAAGCCUGAAGAACACACUUAUAUUAACCAAUGGACUUUAAAUGUGCUGUGUGUGUGUGUGUUCAUAAACAUACUAAAAUGUAGAUAUACACCUGGGAUGUGUGUGUAUGUCUGUGUGUUUCUGACAGACUGUCAUUGAAGGUGAAACCAGUUUGUUUUUAAACUGUUCCAUCUUUCUAAGCUCUAGAAAUGCUCAGAUUGAACAGUUGUGUGUGUGUGUUGGAUAUGCUGUCCCUACUUUGAUUGAUAUUGAUAGACCUAAUAAGAAAUCCUUUGGCUGACAUAAAAUCACUCAACUGUAAUCUUUUGUGUAUGCAUCAGAUAAAACUCUCCCUUUUGAUAAACAUAAAAAAAUUUAUUUAUGCUUGGACAUGUAGUGUGUGUCCAGAUAUGUAGACAGACAAUACGACUGCUUUGGGAAGAGUGAUGUCUGCCUUUGUUAAGUUUUUUUUGGUCACUUGAGGGCGUUGUUGGCUUCUGGCUUUUUAACUGUUAAUAAGCAUUCAUGAAUGCGUUUUAAGAUGAUUUAAAUACAAAUUUAAAGUAGUUUUUGUACUGAAAAUUUUAAAGCAAUAGUUUCCUCUUGAACAAUUGUCAUUUAUAUCCAGCCUGUGGUUAGUUUGUCAUGUGGCAAUGUGCCUUCAAUGCAGUUCCUCAGAAGACAGCGAGAGAGAAGCUGUAGGUUGUUGUUGGACAGGGUGAGUUAACAUACCGUUAGCCUUCUGUGAUUCAUUUCCCCACAUGCAUUGCAGCAAAAUGAGUCAUGAAGUGAUGGACUGACCUCCUAAUCGCACUCUUUUGUGUCUGAGCUCAGUGUGUCAGUGUUUCUGAGAAGGGGAGCAAAUAUCCUAGACUGAUUCAGGACAUUUUCAGACCAAGCAUCAUCAGCACUGAGGUUAAAUAAGUAUUCGGACCACUUCACCUUUUUUACAAAACUUAUGCUAUAGAUUUUAUUUAAAAUCGAUUAAAUGUUAAUUUUCACUAAACAUAACCCUUACUGCCAAAGUGAAACAUCUUAUUAGUGAUUUGGUUUGAAUACAUUUCAUAGCCACUGUGCACUGCAGGACCUUUGCAUUGGUUGUGUAAAUGGGGAAACGGGUGACAUGUUGUAGAAACAUAACUUUGAAUACACCCAAAAGCAUCUAAAAAUCUUAGAAUUUAAUAUUAAUUUUGCAGUCAACCUAUAUAAAUGUCAUGGCUGGAUUAUUACUGUCCUGAUAGCAGCAUAAGUGUAAUUAGUAUAAUGAAACGGGUGCACAAAUCACCAAAUGUGGCAUCCUGCAAUAUCCAAUUAACUAAUAAAUAUGCUGUUUGGUCUCUGUUGCACUGACA